Molecule: messenger RNA, 2481 nt
Organism: Aegilops tauschii subsp. strangulata
Lineage: Eukaryota; Viridiplantae; Streptophyta; Magnoliopsida; Poales; Poaceae
Source: RefSeq, a predicted model, not a curated record
AUGGACGCCGAGUGCGUCCACCCACACUUGGUGCUGCCAAUGGAGAUGCCCCAAUCUGACAAGGGGUGGUCUCGCGUGAAGCUCACUGACGACCGGGCGACGUUGGUACUGGAGAAGAUGAAUGCCGACCUGAAGCCGGGCAACGCAAAGGCAGCAAAGGUGACAGGGGCCAUCCUCCUGAGAGAAUUCCUGAUGUUGCGCGUGGCCCCGCUUCAGGCGCGUAUGCGCCCCUUGUGGAGGCUUGGGGAUGAAGAAGACAAGGUUCCCCUGAGCCCGGAAGCCUUGCUUGACGAAGAGCUGGUUGCGGCUCUCCGCCUCCUGGUCGGGGACGACCAAGAAUACCCGCCGAGCGUCUUUGUUCCCUUGUUCCGCCGCAAGGACGGGGAGCAGCGCCCCCCUGCGGUCUCAGCUGCGACGGUGCCGGUGGAGGUGUCUUCUGACGACUCUCGCGAGGAGGACGAGGACGAGGACGAGGAGCGCGACUCAGAGGCGACCCCCGAGGGGAUGGGGGGGACCUCCCCUUUGAGCAAGGCUGACAUCCUCUACACCCUUCCUGACGACGACGAGGCCGAUGCCCCUCAAGAGAAGGGAGGGCCGCCCGCUGGGAGGCUCUCGGGCUUCAGGCUUAGCAAGCGGAGGGUGGACUACACCGCAGUUGACCAGCCGACGCCUGCGGCGAAGAAGAGGAAGGAGGAGGCGGUGGUGCUGCUCGGGACCAACCCGCCUGCUCCGGCUGCAUCUCCCUCCGUGGAGAAGGGCAGCGUUGGUGCUCAUAUCUCUCCAGCUCGGUCGUCCUCGCGAGGCCUGGGGGAGAAUCCUCUGGAGGAGCCAGCCCCCGUAGCCCCGCUGGCUCCGGAGGCACCGGUGUCCGGCUCGGCUGCUGAGAUCUCCAAGGCUCAGGAGACCCCAGUCUCCCAGGCUAUGGUGACGGUACCUUCUCAUCCUCCUCCCGCUGCACCGCUGAUUCCAGGCCCUUCUGCCUCCCCUGUCGUCUUGGAGCGCGCUCUUCUUGAGAUCACCCGGCUGCGAGAAGAUCUUCAGGGUGCCGACCCCCUCCUGGUGGCCGGGGGCCUGGAGCUAGUCUUUGGCUGGCUCCAUUCCGACGUGUCUGAGAAGCAGGCCGCCGCCCAAGCAGCGGCUGCUUGCGUGGCGGCGCUGAAGGACGUCGAGGCCGCCCAGGAUCACUGCCGGGCGCUGGAGGCCGAGCUGAAGACCCUGCGCAGCGAGUGUGCGGAAGAAGCCCGUAGCCGCAAGGCGGAGGAGGAGAAGAUGAAGGCUCGGGAAAAUGCCAUCAAGGGUCGCGACGCCGGGCUGGAGCAGUCGGCGAAGGUGCAGGCCACUGAGCGCGGCCAGCUGGAGGAGCUGGAGUGGAAGGUGGGGGCGGAGAAGGCCGAACUUGACGCUAAGGCGAAGGUUCUGGCCGAGGACCGUGCGGCCUUCGCGCUGCUCGAGGAGAGCCCCAUCAUCUGCACCUCCCGCGCGCCCGCCGGCUCGCCGUCGCCGCACCUGUCCCGCUCGCUGGGGGCCGGGUCCUCUGCUGCGUGCCGUCCCGCGGCCUGGAAUCCGCACUUCAGCGGGCCAACCUUGUGCCCGAGCCGCACCCGCCCACGGCGCAGGCCCCGUCGCCCUCCGGCUCCGGCCGCCCCGACGGCCGUGCUGCUCCUCCUCGCACCGGCCUCCCGCGCGCCCGAGGCUCCGGCCGGCCUCGCCGCGCCCGGCUCGCCUCCCGCGUGCAUCUCCGCUCAUGGCCCGGCCGCCUGCGUCGCUGCGGUGUCGGCUUCCCAUGUGUGCGGCUCCCGCGCGCCCACCAGCCGGGUUGCCACCCCCUGCCGGCGUCCGCCUCCGCACCCGGCCGCCCUCGCGCGCCCGCUGCUGCCCUGCCUCCGCCGGGUUCCCAAGCCGCCGGCCUCCGCCUCCUCUGUGCACCCGGCCAGGGUCGGCCGCAAGCCUCCCACGCCGGCUACAGCCUCGCCUCCUCCGGCCGGCUCCUGCAUCCCCUCCGCCUGGCCCCGCCGUCCGGUUCCCCGGCGGGCUCCUCCUCUGGCCGGCUUCGCCCGCCCGCCUGCUGGCACGUCUGCGCCCCCGUCGCCGAUUUCCCGCAACGCCGGCCUCCCGCGUCGCCGCCGCCUUCGUCCACUCACGCCACGCACGCGCAUCCCUCCGCCGCCUUGUGCCGGCCCGACCGCCUGCCGCCCGCGCCGGCUCCCCUCGCUCACCGCCUGCCGCCCGCGCCGGCUCCCCUCGCUCACCGCCUGCCGCCCGCGCCGGCUCCCCUCGCUCACCGCCUGUCGGUUCCCCCCCCCCCCAACACGGACGACCGGCUCCGCCGCCUGCCGUCUCUGCCGCAACCCGGCUGCCGGCUUCGCCACGACCCGGCCGCCGACUGUCGCCGUCCCGCUCCUGCCGACUGGAGAAAAAGAAAGGGCCGACUGCCCCACACGACAAGCAAAAACAAAAAAAAGGGGGGAGGGGGGCGGGUGA